This is a messenger RNA of Podarcis raffonei (Aeolian wall lizard), 1784 nucleotides long. RefSeq names its product olfactory receptor 51F2-like. Gene Ontology annotation, molecular function: olfactory receptor activity; G protein-coupled receptor activity. Gene Ontology annotation, cellular component: membrane. Gene Ontology annotation, biological process: G protein-coupled receptor signaling pathway. The record is from RefSeq and is a predicted model, not a curated record. NCBI's taxonomy places the organism in Eukaryota, Metazoa, Chordata, Lepidosauria, Squamata, Lacertidae. The transcript has a single exon. Bases 112 to 1059 code for a protein of 315 amino acids.
UGCCAAAAAUGCAGAACCAAAGCACUGAAGGCUCCCAUGUGGAUGAUGGUGUAUUUUUCUUUCCUUAUGUCCAUCCAGGUGCAGCUGGAUGGGAGAACUUGAUCACUCACCAUGGAGCUGCUCAGGAACCAAAGCUUCCUCCACCCCACCGUCCUGCUCACUGGCAUCCCAGGGUUGCAGGCCACAAAUAUCGGGGUCUCCAUCCCUUUCUGCUUUGCCUAUGCGGUUGCUGUCUUGGGGAAUGGUGUUGUUCUCCUAGUGAUCGUGAAGGAUCAGAGCCUCCACAAGCCCAUGUACCUCUUCCUCUGCAUGCUGGCUGUGAGUGAGCUGGGGGUCUCCCUCUCUACCCUCCCCACGGUGCUGGGCGUCUUCCUGUUUGAUGCCAGGGAGAUUGGGCUGGAUGCGUGCCUCAGCCAGAUGUUCUUCAUCCACUGCUUCUCCAUCAUGGACUCAGGGGUCCUCUGGGCGAUGGCCCUGGAUCGCUUCAUAGCCAUUUACAACCCUCUGCAAUACACCACCAUCCUGACAAACCUUAGGAUUAUUUUGUUGGGAUCUGGGAUUGCCUUGAGGAGCGUUCUCCUGAUGACCCCACUGCCUCUACUCCUGAGGAGGUUGCCGUUUUGCAGGUCCAAUGUGCUUGCUCAUCCUUACUGUCUGCACCCCAAUUUAAUCCAGCUCCCCUGUGCAGACACAACCAUCAAUAACCAAACUGGUCUGUUUGUUGUGCUCUCCACAUUUGGCCUCGAUUCCUUGUGCAUCGUCUUGUCCUACGUGAUGAUCCUCAAAACCGUGCUGAGCAUGGCCUCCAAGGAAGGCCGUUUCAAGGCCCUGAACACCUGUGUCUCCCACAUCUGUGCUGUCGUGCUCUAUUACACACCAAUGAUCGGUGUUUCCAUGGCGCACAGGUUUGGCAGGCACAAUUCUCCAAUGCUGCACUCUCUGAUGGCCAACAUCUAUCUCCUGGUUCCUCCCAUUCUGAACCCCAUCAUCUACAGCAUCAAAACCAAAGAGAUUCGCAAGGCCUUUGGCAGGUUUUUGUCUCAACAGAGACUGAUCUGAAGUGUUAAAGAGUGUUGUGAUAUCCUCAAGAGCGUUUAUGGGUUCUCAAGCUCAGCAGAGGGAAAUUGAGUGACCAUUUGGUUUUUCCCCUUUUCAGAAGUUACUGGCAUUUUUUAAAGCACAUCCACACACAGAGUAGAUUCUUUACAAGCUCGUAUUUCUAUUCUUUCCUUGUUGUGCAUCAUGUCAUUGUGAAAUGGUACUAGAAAGGUAUGUUCUGCAGAGGGUCUGUGCAUUGGAUCACAUGGCCUGACUCUCUGGAAGCAUCAGCUUCUGAGCAUCUACUGAGACCUGCGGGUGUAGGGUGGUAUAUAAAUUUAAUAAUAAGACUUCCCACAUAUCUUUGACAAUGUCCCAAAGACCUCUUAUGUUGCAUCCAUAAAGACAUUCAAAAGGAGUUAAGCCAGGGCUCUCUUGGCCUUCCUUUCUGUGGGCAGAUAGGAGGUGUUGCAAGUUCUGGUCCCAAUCAUUGAGAUGUGUUGCUAGGUAUAUCUUCAGAAUUUGUUUUUAAUUCCCAAAAAAAUAAUCUCUGGGCGAGAUGCGAUGCUUGUCACUUUCUUCACAGGCCUUGCACUGUCUCUGCAUUAAAUUAAACUGAGAUCUGGAGUAAUUAUACACUCAGCAUUAGGGAUUUUAAGAUCAAAAUUCAAAACUGGGGGGAAGGGCUUCAAUAUUAUCUUCCUUCUGGAACCUGGGCGAUGUCUUUGUAUCAACAACAAGGUCUU